This is a messenger RNA of Peromyscus leucopus (white-footed mouse), 2943 nucleotides long. RefSeq names its product eukaryotic translation initiation factor 5 (gene Eif5). Gene Ontology annotation, cellular component: cytosol. The transcript is spliced from 10 exons. Bases 136 to 1431 code for a protein of 431 amino acids. Gene Ontology annotation, biological process: translational initiation; formation of cytoplasmic translation initiation complex; formation of translation preinitiation complex. NCBI's taxonomy places the organism in Eukaryota, Metazoa, Chordata, Mammalia, Rodentia, Cricetidae. Gene Ontology annotation, molecular function: GDP-dissociation inhibitor activity; translation initiation factor activity; eukaryotic initiation factor eIF2 binding. The record is from RefSeq and is a predicted model, not a curated record.
CGAAAAUUUUUUCAUGUCAGAGACCGAGAACUCUUGCAGUCGUUUAUGUCAUCCCUUCUUCUCCAGACAGAAGAUACCAAAAAGUUGCAAUCAAAGAUCUGUUCAUCUUAUUGAUAAAGUCACUAAUAAGCCAAAAUGUCUGUCAACGUCAACCGCAGCGUGUCAGACCAGUUCUAUCGCUACAAGAUGCCCCGUUUGAUUGCCAAGGUUGAGGGCAAAGGAAAUGGAAUCAAGACAGUUAUAGUCAACAUGGUUGACGUUGCAAAGGCGCUUAAUCGGCCUCCAACGUAUCCCACCAAAUAUUUUGGUUGUGAGCUGGGAGCACAGACCCAGUUUGAUGUUAAGAAUGACCGUUACAUUGUCAAUGGAUCUCAUGAGGCGAAUAAGCUGCAAGACAUGUUGGAUGGAUUCAUUAAAAAAUUUGUUCUUUGUCCUGAGUGUGAGAAUCCUGAAACAGAUCUGCAUGUCAAUCCAAAGAAGCAAACAAUAGGUAAUUCUUGUAAAGCCUGUGGGUACCGAGGCAUGCUUGACACACAUCAUAAACUCUGUACAUUCAUUCUCAAAAACCCACCUGAGAAUAGUGACAGUGGUACAGGAAAGAAAGAAAAGGAAAAGAAAAAUAGAAAGGGCAAGGACAAGGAAAAUGGCUCCGUAUCCAGCAGUGAGACACCACCACCUCCACCACCAAAUGAAAUUAGUCCUCCUCCACAUGCUGUGCAGGAAGAAGAGGAGGAUGAUGAUUGGGGGGAGGAUACAACUGAGGAAGCUCAGAGGCGCAGAAUGGAUGAAAUCAGUGACCAUGCAAAAGUUCUGACACUCAGCGAUGAUUUGGAAAGAACUAUAGAAGAGCGUGUUAACAUCCUGUUUGAUUUUGUUAAGAAAAAGAAAGAAGAGGGCAUUAUUGAUUCAUCUGAUAAAGAAAUUGUUGCUGAGGCAGAAAGACUGGAUGUAAAAGCUAUGGGUCCUCUUGUUUUGACUGAAGUUCUCUUUAACGAGAAGAUAAGAGAGCAGAUCAAGAAAUACAGGCGCCAUUUCUUAAGAUUUUGUCAUAACAACAAAAAGGCUCAGCGAUACCUCCUUCAUGGUUUGGAAUGUGUGGUAGCAAUGCAUCAAGCUCAGCUGAUCUCCAAGAUUCCACAUAUCUUGAAGGAGAUGUAUGAUGCAGACCUUUUAGAAGAGGAGGUCAUCAUCAGCUGGUCGGAAAAGGCCUCUAAGAAAUAUGUCUCAAAAGAACUUGCCAAAGAGAUUCGUGUCAAAGCAGAACCAUUUAUUAAAUGGUUGAAGGAAGCAGAGGAAGAAUCUUCUGGUGGUGAAGAAGAAGAUGAAGAUGAAAAUAUUGAGGUGGUAUAUUCGAAGACUGCCAGUGUACCAAAAGUUGAAACUGUGAAGUCUGACAACAAGGAUGAUGACAUUGAUAUUGAUGCCAUUUAAAAGGAUGGAUGCAACUUAGCUUAACAGUGUAAAGCUGCAAAUUUUUCUCCAUUAUCAGCCAGAAGUGCAACAUGUAUGUGCAAAAGCUCAAAUGGCUUAACAUCAUGCUACACUUGAUACUAAAAAGCUAUUACUGUGAGUGGUCUAUAAUUAAGCCCAAUGAGACAUCUAGGGAGUCCAUACUUAUCAGUGAGCAGUUGUAGUUUGCUUAUUUAUAGCAUGUUUCUUUUGGAAAAACUAGUGGUGGACACAUUUGGAUCACAUUUAUACAGUUACUAAAAAAUAAAGAUUUGAUUUUGGUCAUUCUUCAGACUUUGGGCUCUGAAUGGCUUAUACUGAAGUAAUUGGCUACUUAUAGGAUGUUAUACCAUUUAACUUAAGGUCCUUGAGCCUGGUAGAUUGCAGGUGCUGAAACUUAUAGAAUGCAAACCAUUGUAAUGACCUUACUCAGCCAUUAAGAAAUGGGAUAUUUUAAAAGUUGUAUCUCCAGUCCUCAUCUGUUCAGAUUGGCAACUGAUAAUUUUUAUCAUUCUAAGGGAGACUAAUGAAUAAAUAACAGUGUGACAUCUUCAUGAGAAGUAAAAACAACCUGUUUGUCCUAUGGUUUUAAGAGCAAGUUUUGAAAUUUGGAGUUGUGGUUUUUCAGUUUGUGUACACUCACCCCAAAUUGUAGUCUUUGGAGUCAUGUGCUUUGCACAUUUAUGAGCCAGGGAAAUAAUUAACAAAUAAGUAUUGUGUGUAUUUAGUGGUUGCUUUGUAAUGAGAGAAAAAGCUUUGAGGUGUGAUUAAAUCGUAAACUCUUCUAUUUGGGAGAAACAGGAAAAGGUGCACUUAAUUCCUAGCUAAAACAGCAUAAUUGUUCAGCUUUUACCCUUAAAUUAUAAUUUCAAGAUGUUUAGACAUACUGUAUCUUGUGUUUGAUGUGUUCUCCCCACCCCACUCCCCAAUAUUAUGGUUUAUUCUUCAAUGCCUUUAAUUUGGAUAUAAUAGCUUGUACUUUAGAUUUUGGUUGCUAUCUUGCCAAAAUAAGUGUUACUGUGUUUCAAGCUUGAUCCCCUUCCCCCCAAUUGUCUUAUUUAAAGAGAAAGUUAAAAUCAUACUUCUGAGUCAGAGCCUGUAUUUUGGUGUAAGACUUGGGAUGUUUUUUACUUCACAUUGAAUAUAGUUGGGCACCUGAGAAGUCUGGUGAUGGCCACUGGGUGGGUGCAGUUGCUAGGGCCUGACCAGCCCAUUCAGAGCCUUGAACUUCAGACACAAGUGAAUUCCUUACCCAUUAUUAGCUGGUGUAGACUCCAUCUGGGUUCCUGAUUAUAUUUGCAUACUCGUCUUCAACAUUAAAAACUUGUUAUCAUAUAUACUCCUUUCCCCAUAAAAGUGCAUUCUGGGAGUUAAGAACCCAGAUGGUUAAUUUGUGUGGCAUACUAGCUCAUAACAUUGUUUAGAUCUUACCUUCUAUGUCAUCCAUCUCACAUUAUAAAACUUUAAUAAAUAUGUAAAUUUUUUGCAUUGAAA